UCCGCACAUCUCGCGAUGAAAGCCAGGAAACGCGAUAGUUUUGUGCUUCACGCAAAGUUAAAGACUAAUCACAGCAGCACAGUGGCAGCAGCAGCAGCAGCUAUGGCCGCUUUCCGCAGAGUGGCAGCGCUGGCUGGUAAACUAAACCUCUUGUCAGCGGCGAGAAACACGCUCGUCGGUGGCCAGGUGGCAAAUGGAGGGAGGAUAAGGAGGUGUGUGGCUGUCGGGAUGUGUCUUGCAACUGGGGGUGCCGUAGCACUUUACUUGUACAAUGACAUGACGAGCAUCGGUGGCAGGAAGAGAGGCAGUCGCAGCAUCAACGGUUUGCUACCGUCUGUCCCAACAGUUGAAGCCAAGGAUAAGGCUCGUCCAUUUGACUUUGAAGAUGGAGACGUGUACAUGUCGUCCCACGAGCAUCGCUUCCGCAUGUUCAGCUCUGUGGAGUAUGAAGGGCAGCUGUUCAUGACUCCACAGAACUUCAUCGAGUCGGUCACAAUGAGCGAACCGAGAAACAAGAGGCCCUGGAGGUCCCUGACCAAACAGGAGCUGGAGAAGAUUUUGACAGAAACUCCCCCAGUAUGGAGAGGAUCCUCCAAACUUUUCCGCAACCUGAGAGAACGAGGCAUCAUCUCGUACACAGAGUACCUGUUCCUGCUCUGCAUCCUUACGAAGCCCCAUGCUGGCUUUAAGAUUGCUUUCAAUAUGUUUGAUGCAGACGGCAACCAGAUGGUGGACAAGAGGGAGUUCUUGGUGCUUCAGGAGAUCUUCCGCAAGAAAAAUGAGAAGAAAGGGAGGAAAGGAGAUGCUGAGAAGUCAGCACAGUUGAGUAUGCAGCUCUAUGGAUAUCAGGUUGCCCCCGUGAACAGCGUGCUAAAAAAAGACAGUCAGGAGUUUGUGGCACGGAGUUACUGGGACGUUCUGAGGCGAAGCGCCAGUCAAGUCCUCUUUUCUGACCUGGCGGAGCGAGCAGAUGAGAGUAUCACUAUUGACACUACCCUAUUGGUCCACUUCUUUGGGAAGAAAGGGAAGGCAGAGCUUACAUUUGAUGACUUCUACAGGUUUAUGGAUAACCUUCAAACUGAGGUGCUGGAAAUUGAGUUUUUGACCUACUCUAAAGGGAUGACCACUAUCAGUGAAGAAGACUUUGCCAAAAUCCUGCUGCGCUUCACCAAUGUGGAGAACAUCAGCGCUUAUCUGGAGAAUGUCCGUCGUUGUAUACCUGACGAAAAGGGAAUCACCUUUGAUGAGUUCAGAUCCUUCUUCCAGUUUCUCAACAACCUUGAGGACUUUGCCAUCGCCAUGCAGAUGUACAAUUUUGCUUCUCGCUCCAUUGGACAAGAUGAGUUUGCAAGAGCGGUGUAUGUGGCCACUGGGCUGAACCUGACACGUCACCUUGUACACACUAUCUUCAAGAUCUUUGAUGUCGAUCACGACGACCAGCUGUCAUACAAGGAGUUCAUUGGAAUAAUGAAGGACCGGCUGCACAGAGGAGCUAGGGGAUAUAAAUCUGUGGAGCGCGUCACCUCUUUCAGAUCCUGUCUAAAGAAGGAGCUGGCCAGCAGCAGGUGAAGGGCCAACACCACACCUCCUUCUCCAGCUGUCUUCGCUCUGGAGCCAGAAGACAAGUGCACAAGCUCUGGAGGAAGUACAAGGAGAAGCCAUAAAGGGAGAGAGAAGGCAGAAAAACUCAUGAAGGAAGACAUCAGAUGAUGAAAUAAAUCGAAUUGAGCUCUGACUUUUAUAGUCGGUGAUCUGAGAUAACAGCAUUGCAUUUACAAGGACAGAUUUCCAGCGGAUCUCUACAUCAGAUAAAAACGACAAGCAUGACCACACAUAGCUGACUGAAACUCUAUAUGCUGAGAGUGAGCAAUAUCAUUAUUUUCUUGGUUCCUGUUUUCCCAGUCACCUACACGUGAUGUCAGUCAUCCCAAGCGUGAUUUACCGUAUUACAGAAUUAGAUUAGAAUCUGACUUUACUCUUCAAGCAUGGGACCUCCACAACAGUUAUUGAAAGUGUAACUAAUCUUAACUAGCUUACUUAUUUUGACCAGCCAAAAAUUCAUGCAUUCAUUUCAUAACUAAGCAUAUUUUUUGCAUUUUUGAGGUUUGUCAACAGAAUUCUAUUUUCAUUUCUCGAACAUUAUCAAUUACUUACAGAAACUAUAUAUAUUUUAUAAAGCACGGCACUACAAACUGUAAAAACGGAAAGAGCACAACAUUAAUUACAUUGCAAUAUAUUUGGCAACGAGGAUGAUAUCUAUAUAAUAAUGUUAAUAUAAAAUAUUAACAUACAGAAGUAUACAAAAUUGUGUGAUUUAAUGAAGAAAUUAUGGAUAUGUAUUUCCUCACCUAAUUUUAAUCGUCUCUACGUCUUUUAUUUGGUCUCUCUAGCCAGUGUAAUUGUUGCUUUUUAUUGCACAGAGAGAGAGUAUGUAAACACUUAAACACUAUAUUAUCCUAAUAUUACGACAACACUUGGAUGUCUGUGACCUGUAUGGGACAGCACAGAACAUAAAAGACACAGAUAUGUUUUUCUUAUUUUGUAACUUCAAUAUUUCACAUUACUAAAUCCUUCAUAUCUUGACCUGUUUGUGUUGCAUGUAUGACUUGAAUGGACAACACAGUGAUGCAGUGGGGCCUUUCUGUGUGGAGUUUGCAUGUUUCUGCGUGGGUUCCCUCCACUCUCCAAAAACAGGCAGCUUGGGCUAACUGGAAACUAUAAAUUGUCCGUGGGCGUGAAUGUCAGCGUUAAUGGUUGUUUCUCCCUUUGAAGCUGUGAUUAACAUCUGGCCAGGGUGAUCUGAUCACAAGUGGUCUAUCAGCUCACAUUUUCCAUUAUUAUGCAUAUUCUUGACUGUCAGCCCUAUGGUGAGCUGGUGACCUCACCAGGAACAACCGUUUGAUACAGAUAUCCACAACAUAGGUGCCUUUUACCCAUUCCGUUUCUCCUGAGUAAAACGUCACAUAGCAAUAGCAUACUUUUUCAGUGUUGCUUUUAACAGUAAUAAAACUUAAAAUGUGUGCAUGAUUAUGGCAUUAUAUGUAUUAUAUGUUACAACAAGUGAUUCAUUACCCAGUCUUGAAUGGUGCAAUACAGUAUGAAUUUUCGAAUAUAAUUUUUAAUGUGUCACAUAUGGAAUAUAUUUUGAAUACAUUGAAGUGAGGGGAGAAGUCUAGAUGUCUGGGGAAUGGUGGGUUUUUCCCAGGUUGGUUCUCAUAGCGUAUACUACUGUCACUGUGCUUCAAAAAGAUCAUGUAUUUAUCAGAUCUGUGGACCUGGUGAAUAAUUUUCCUGCAUGAAUAAACUAAUUUAAGAUGUUAGAAAGCGUGACAUUCAUUGCGCAUGCGCGACGCCAUUCUAUACGUGGCCAACUUUAAUUGCUGAAGAAAGACGCGCACACCUGAAUCUUAGGGAUAAAGCCUGGUCCUUCCCACGGGAUAAAACAAAUGUGUCACAAUCCCACGGCUGCGACAUUGGUAAGAGUGGUUUUCUGUGAGGCGUCAAGAAAAAGUUUGUUGACAUUACAGAAGCUUGUUAGCGUUACGCUAACGUUAUUAGCUAGCUACCGAAGAAUAAGGGAAAUACAUCACCACAUUCUUCUAUUUUUGCUCCCUUCUCACCAUUUAGUCAUUAAUAUAACCUGUAUUCGGUCGAAUUUGUAGAAGUACAGAAUUAAAAAAAAUAAAAAACAUUCUCGUCUGGCCCUGUUAGUUUUAGUUGGACGCCUAUGGUAACAUUAGCCAAGGUUAGGAAAUAGUAUUACUAGUUUAGCUUCAGUCGAAAGUUCUGUAAUGUUGGUGUCGUUAUCUAAUCUUACGAUUUAUGUGUACCAGUGUGACUUGCAUAACAAUCUGGUAUUUUCUAUUUUGAGUGGUUCUCGUUAAGUUCAAACUCUUCUCGAUGAAAUGUUAUCUAAUGAAUUGCCGCCCUCACGUGUCGUAUGAAACAAGCUGCUGGGAAGAACGGUCGUAAUUGAACACAGGACUCAUGUCAAAGUCAUGGCAAAGUUAUGGCAAAAAUGACUGCAGACGUUGCACGAUAUUUAUUGUGAACUGACGUUGUGCCUGCUGUUGUUGUUGUAAGCUAUCGUACUUUACUUCUUUUGCGUAUAAGCUGAUCUCUGAAAACACUUUAAACGAGGCGCACCUGGCUUUGCAGAUGUAAACGGAACUGUAUUUCUUUGCCAGUUUUCUGUCAGGAACAUAAAAGUCGACGCACCGUUUAAGCAUGUAUCUCGUGUAGUAACCAAAAUGAAUAACUUGUAAUACUUAAAGCGUCAUCCCUGUUGUCUCGUUGUUGUCCAUACAGUCCAGUCUAUUGUUAAGGAUUAAUAAAUAAAUUAAAACAUGUAAUGCACGCAUAUUAAAUAGACGUAUUGAGUCAGGUCGCAAAGCAUUGUGGGUGCCUCGAAAGUCUUAACAUUAAAUCAAUACUUUCAGUAACAUUUCAGACUAAGUUUGUAUUAUCGUGGUUUUACGGUUAUACUUUGUUUACUACUCAUUAAUUUGGUGUUUUUGUUACGUGUGAAAGCGGAGAGGAACCCCGACUGAGAAUGAUUUUCCUGUGAAUGAGGUGCUGUGUUCAGCUGUGACUAAGUUAAGACUAUACUUUCAGGGAUCAUUUCUAUAGUUUCUAACUUGAGAAAUGUGUUUCUAAAGUGUUUGGUCUCGCUAACCACGAUGAUGAGGUGCGAUAUUCUUUUCUGAGCGUGAAGCGGGCAGAGAAUAAUGAUUCAUUUCAUACGUUCUCUGUCAUUGAUGAUCGUUCUUUGCUUCCUAGUGGAGCUUGGAGGAAAGGAAUAUGAUCAGAGUGGU
This is a messenger RNA of Scatophagus argus, 4814 nucleotides long. It is a transcript of the gene micu3a, whose product is annotated as mitochondrial calcium uptake family, member 3a. Gene Ontology annotation, biological process: calcium import into the mitochondrion; mitochondrial calcium ion homeostasis. Gene Ontology annotation, molecular function: calcium ion binding. The transcript is spliced from 15 exons. Gene Ontology annotation, cellular component: uniplex complex. The record is from RefSeq and is a predicted model, not a curated record. Bases 16 to 1569 code for a protein of 517 amino acids. Lineage: Eukaryota; Metazoa; Chordata; Actinopteri; Scatophagidae.